AUGGACAACUCUUUGCACCACAUCUUUGAUUCACCAAGGAGAUUGAAAAUUUGCCAUAAGGCUGCCUAUCCAAUAACCGAAAAAGACCACAAACUGGAAAGAGUAAUAUUAAAAGAAUACGAAUGUCCAGUCUGCAUCAAUUACGCCUCGCCACCUAUCAUGAUGUGUAGCAACAGCCAUAUUAUUUGUCUGGAUUGUUGGAAGAGAUGUAUCAGUUGUCCAACAUGCAGGGCUCCCAAGACAUUAUCUCGUGCAUUCACCCUCGAAAAAAUCCAUCCGUUGUUAAGUUUUCCCUGCAAAUGGGACGGGUGUUGCUUCAGAGCGACCUCUUCGUAUACGAUAGUGCACGAGCACGUAUGUAAAUAUUACCCUUUGAAAUGUCCUCUAGGAGAAAGCCAUCAGUGUACCUGGAUGGGAACCAUGGAAAAUGUGCAAGAGCAUUUGGGAAGCUGUCACAGGGAUAAUGUAUACUUUCAAUCCAGCGUUUAUCUUAUGUCGACGAAUUUUGCUACUGCUUCCAGGAAGUAUUAUACGAUUAUUUUGGUUGUGAAUGAUCGUCUCUUCAAAUUCUCCUGGACCUUCGACACCGCCGAAUCCCUCAAAGUCCGUUUCGGCAUGGUCUCGAUAGGCAACGGCAUCCCUUUGGACGUCUACAACUACACUCUAAUGUUUGCCAAACAAUUUCCAGUAAACAAUUCCAGAAUAAUCAAAGUACAUUCGCAAGUCAAAAAGUCGUUCAACGAUUGUUCGGUCAUUAAUAGAGACCCAAAUUCAAGAUUCGACGAAGAAAUGUUGAAUUUGGAAAUGGAUUAUGAGGAUUUGGUGCGUCAGUGUACCAGUGCAGGAACUUUGAUGUACCAGCUUCGGAUCGAGGUGGAUCAAAUGACUAAGUUUAAUAGGAGUUAUAGAUUUCAUGGUAUUCGUUAA
This is a messenger RNA of Ceutorhynchus assimilis (cabbage seed weevil), 927 nucleotides long. Lineage: Eukaryota; Metazoa; Arthropoda; Insecta; Coleoptera; Curculionidae. The record is from the annotation of a GenBank genome assembly.